Messenger RNA from Carassius auratus (goldfish), 729 nucleotides. RefSeq names its product dynein regulatory complex subunit 8 (gene drc8). Gene Ontology annotation, molecular function: calcium ion binding. The transcript has 7 exons. Lineage: Eukaryota; Metazoa; Chordata; Actinopteri; Cypriniformes; Cyprinidae. The record is from RefSeq and is a predicted model, not a curated record. The coding region runs from base 38 to 526 and encodes 162 amino acids.
UCCGUGUUCACGUUACCUAGCAACCAAUGUUUUAGACAUGGCGGACAAGUACAACGCAGAAACUAUUAUAACAGAAACUCAGAAGAGGAUAAGUAAUGCCUUUGACGUGUUUGACCACGAAUCCAACAAGACUGUUGAUGUCCGGGAAAUAGGCACCAUCAUCCGUUCACUUGGUUGUUUCCCAUCAGAAGCUGACCUGCAUGAGAUCAUUGCUGAGCUAGAAGAAGAAGAGCCCACUGGGUUUGUACGCUAUGAGAAGUUUCUUCCAACUAUGACUAAGAUCCUGCUGGAGCGCAAGUUCCGUCCUAUCACAGAAGACCUGCUCCUUCAGGCCUUUGAGGUGUUAGAUCAACAGAAAAAAGGACACUUGGAACCAGAGGAACUGUCUAAAUAUUUAACACAAGAAGGAGAGCCCUUCACACAGGAAGAGAUGGAUGAAAUGUUGUCUGCAGCGGUUGAUCCUGAUAAAAAUGUCAUUCUCUACAAGGACUUUGUUAGCAUGAUGACUUUUGAUGACACUCGAUGAUGGCUGACAGCAUGAUGAGAUCGAACAAAUAAGUAUUUUUUAUAGCUUUAUUGUAUCAAGGUAUCAUAAACAAAAUCAUCUCAGUUACUAUAAUAAACAAUAUACUGUACAAUUUAUUUAGACUCUUUAACCAUGAUAUGUAUCAUUAAUAGUGCUCAUAUUGCCCUAAUACUCUUUGCUAAAUAAAUAGUUUGUCAAAAUUA